Messenger RNA from Wasmannia auropunctata (little fire ant), 1559 nucleotides. It is a transcript of the gene Ccm3, whose product is annotated as programmed cell death protein 10. Gene Ontology annotation, biological process: regulation of Golgi organization; positive regulation of MAP kinase activity. NCBI's taxonomy places the organism in Eukaryota, Metazoa, Arthropoda, Insecta, Hymenoptera, Formicidae. The record is from RefSeq and is a predicted model, not a curated record. The coding region runs from base 249 to 881 and encodes 210 amino acids. The transcript has 5 exons. Gene Ontology annotation, cellular component: Golgi apparatus; FAR/SIP/STRIPAK complex. Gene Ontology annotation, molecular function: protein kinase binding.
GCGCCGGGUAACCUCGUUUCCGCGUGUCUAAGCGCCUAUUGUGACUUUGUGAGUUGUGACAGCUGUCCUAGAGGUAGGAGUUAUGCUGGUUGGGCCGUGAUUGUGCCAGUCGCGUGUAUACAACCCUGUCGCCGCGAACGUCCCGCGAAAGCAGUAGCAGCGCUCGACUCUGCGCCUCGUCCCCGAACUCGCGACCGAACCCGUUUUAAUUCUCGACGUCUCGAACGACAACACAUACACGGUGAAGGAUGACAAUGGGCGAUGAGACCCCGGUUACAUCACUGGUUCUUCCCGUCAUAUUAAGGCCAAUAUUAACCAAGCUGGAAAGGCAAAAUGUUAUGGCGGCGCAGACUCUACGCGCGGCUCUCUCGAAGGCCGAGAGUUCGCACCCUGGGAUCACGUACGACUUAAUUAUGGGUAUAAUACGCAGAGCAGAGCUGAAUCUUGAUAUGAACGAGAGUGUCUUGCGGUUGCAAGGCGCUGCUUCUGAUUACGAUGUUGUGGAGUAUCGCUCUGCACGUUCGGAAGACGCAUUUCAAGAACUGAAUCGUAAAUCGACCUCUUUGAAGAGAAUACUUAGCAGAAUUCCCGAUGAGAUCACAGACAGGAAGACUUUUUUAGAGACAAUCAAAGAAAUUGCGAGCGCAAUAAAGAAACUUUUAGACGCCGUGAACGAAGUUACUGCAUUUAUACCCGGUUCAGCUGGCAAACAGGCCUUAGAUCAACGCAAGAGAGAAUUUGUGAAAUACAGUAAAAGGUUCAGCAACACGUUAAAGGAGUACUUCAAGGAAGGACAAGCAAACGCAGUAUUUGUGAGUGCACUGUACCUGAUACAUCAAACAAAUAUGAUUAUGCUCACAGUAAAGGACAAAUGUGAGUAAACACUUUCACAAUAAAUUUCCAGUGUUGUAUGUGAUAAUACACCGAGAGUCAGCUAAACCGUAAAUAUUACAAUCUGCAUAACAUUCUAAUCUCACAUAUAUUCUAUUAUACAAGCAAUGAUAGAAAUCUAAAUAUCCGGUAUAGAGGAUUUAAUAUCAUUAUGUUGCCGUUAAUCGGUUGCACUAUAGUUUUUGUUAUAUAUAUAGAUAUAUAUAGAUAUAUAAAAUAAUAAAGAUGUUGGGGUAUAUUAUUCCACAAAUUAUAUAUUUAUACUAAUUUUAUUUUGUGCCAAUUCAAGCAUCAUAUUAAUCGUCAAUUCUUAUUGUAAUGGUCAAUAGUAGCGUAUACAAGAAAUGUUCAGAUAAAAAAAAACGAUCUUGUUGUUAUAUGAAAAUAAUAUAUCGUGUAUAUUUCCUUUUAUCCUCUCGGAACUCUAAAGAGUAUAAAAUUUUAAUAAAACACUCUGGACUAACAUUGAAACUUAUUUAUAAUAAUAUUCAGGUUUAAAACGACGAAAAAUGCAGUUGGAAAUGGUAUUUUUCUUAUUUAAUUAAUUUUCAUGAAACCAUCUGUUUAUACUCUUUAGAAUGAAAUAAGGGUAGAGCGACGGAAGUACGGUGAGAGGAAUUACAAGGGAAAAAUGUACAAGAAAUAAAAAUUACUUUAUUGAUAACAAA